This is a messenger RNA of Larimichthys crocea (large yellow croaker), 7858 nucleotides long. It is a transcript of the gene tnk2b, whose product is annotated as tyrosine kinase, non-receptor, 2b. Gene Ontology annotation, biological process: regulation of keratinocyte differentiation; protein phosphorylation; signal transduction. Gene Ontology annotation, molecular function: protein serine/threonine/tyrosine kinase activity; ATP binding; protein binding. The transcript is spliced from 20 exons. The record is from RefSeq and is a predicted model, not a curated record. The coding region runs from base 2082 to 5711 and encodes 1209 amino acids. Lineage: Eukaryota; Metazoa; Chordata; Actinopteri; Sciaenidae.
ACGAUCUUCGUGCUGUACAGAGACAGCAGAGGACUGACGCCAGCAGACAAACUGCUCAAACCCGGACUGUGUUUUCGGACAGGGCUUGUGCUGCAAGUGAACCAUUCAACACGAAGUGCUGCAAACUUUACUCAGCUUCAGGCUCUUUCACUCCGCCGUCGAAAGGCCCUUUAAAGCGUUACACAUGCCCGGACUUGUGAGCUUGUAGCCGGUUUGUUCGAGUGCCAAAAAACCCACCGGAACAGGAGGUGACAGCGAGUGACAGGAGCUGAGAUUGACAGGCAAGUCCUGAAACGUACUCCUGGGUUUGUGUUGACCAAUGGAUGAGGAUGAAAUCAUGUGAACGUGUGCUAGCCUCGCAGUGCCAUGGACUUGUAGCUGGGCAAAAUCACACCUCAAUGGACUGGGGUCCUCGCCUACACGUGGUUGACCUUUUGUUAGCAACCUGAAAGGUGUAUCUACAGUGCGAGAGCAGACGCUGGACUCAGACCAGGAAAGAAAACCAGGGAGGAUUAACUCCUCAUUAGGGCUCCCCCGCCUCUUGCCAUCGUCCUCCCCCCCCUCCACCCCACCACCUCUCCCUCCUCAUGUCGGCAUGCCUUGUCUGUCAUUGGCUGCUUCUAUCAGGACCACCGCUGACUGGCUCGCUGUGACUACAGGACACAGGGGAGCGGGGAGGAGGUGGGAUGGGUUGAUGUUGCCACGGUAAUAGAGGAGGGCGACCACUCACCAAAUCAUCGAGCCGGGACAGAAAUGGAAAAAAAUAAAUCAAGUGGAGGGCUGCAGAAAGCGGGUUAGAGAGUGAGGGACUGAAAAGAGGAGAGGAGGGGGGAAAAACAAUAACGGCAACAGUGAGGGAUUAGGCAUCGACCGAGCAAUCAGGAAGUCCAUUUGGGACAAAGCAGCGUUAAAAAUCCUCCCAGACUUUAGACGUGAUCGUCAGAGCUGAGCUGCCAGUCCGAUUGGACAGCUGCUCAAGAUCUGUAGGAGGAAAAAAAACAUAGAAGCAUACACAAAGGAAGGAUGAAAUGAAACAGGUGAAACAUGAAAAACAGCUCUUGGACAAUCUCUCUGCUCUCGGUCGCUGUGAUAUUUCUCUCCUGGCGAUGAGUGAGAGGAGGUAAGCUGGCCCGAGUGAUGCCGGGGGCACAGAAAUAGAUUCAGAGAGAGAGAGAGAGAGAGAGAGCCAGGAUCUGAAGAGCAUGCGUCAGCACUAAGGCAGGGCCAACAAGAGUGAGAGAGAGCGACGGUGACAGCAGAGAUGAGCGAGGUGGAGCGAGAGAGAGAUUGAGGGUAGAAGUGAUUACCGUGGCGUGAGAUGGGACGACAGAAAUAGAGCCUGCCGGAUUUGUCACCUCCAGUGCCACACCUUGGCCGCAUCAUCCCCGACACUCCAUCCAGGCUGCAGCGGCUUCUACAGACGGGAUUUCCUCAUCCAGGAGGACAAUAGGAAUCAAUAAAUGAUCUGUUUCACACCUCGGAUGCUUCGUGAAGAUUAAAGCCACAGACGGGUGAAAAGAACAAACUGUAUGUCUUUUUAAAAAAGGCGGAUUGUCUUCUGUUUUUCUUCACAAGAGGAGGGAACCCUGUCUGUACACAACAAUGCAAAAAUAAGGACUGUGUUCAUCCUGCAUCAAGAAUUAUUGCCUGCAGCUCGCCAGAGGAAUGCAUUACUUAAACCCAUUUCCAUAAAGAUAAGCACCUGUGUUUUUACAGACUGGUCAGGCAGUGAGCACAGCCCUGUUAUCAGUGUGUGAACAUGAGGAACUCAAUGUCUGGCCAUUUUCAAGGAAAGCUGAUUCUCCCUAAAUGAGGAAGACAAUGAAGGUGGGAGCAUUUGAGGUGAUGCUGUAGUUAGUUGACUGAUGAGAAAUAAUGUGCUCAGCUGUCUGAUGCAGCGAUGUACUGUGAGUGACAUGCAGAAUACCGUACUCGUCUACUUAAUAACAGCACUGACCUCGCAGCAGGCUCACUGACCGACUGACUCACUAAGUGGGUUUGCUGACUGAAGCUGUGGCUAUUUGAGGACUUCGAGGACAGGUUGCCCCGGGCAGGUACCGGUCGGGAGCUGGAGCUCCAACAUGGGGGAGACAGCAGAAUACCAAAGGCUGCAGGACACAUCAGAGCCUGACUACCAACGUCUGCCCAGCGAUGACGAAGAGAAACUGGGAAGUAGCAUGCAGUGCGAGGAAGGCACAGAAUGGCUGCUGGAGCUGCUGAUGGAGGUGCAGCUGCAGCAGUACUUCCUGCGGAUCCGAGAUGACCUUAAUGUCACGCGGCUGUCACACUUUGACUACGUCAAGAACGAAGACCUGGAGAAGAUCGGCAUGGGUCGACCUGGACAGAGACGACUGUGGGAGGCUGUGAAAAGGAGGAAAGCCAUGUGCAAGCGCAAGUCCUGGAUGAGCAAGGUGUUUAGUGGUAAGCGUCCAGACGGAGGAGAUUUCCCCCAGCAGGGCCAGCCGACCUCCUCCUUUCGUAAGCUGUCUCCCACACCUCCUCUAGGCCUGGGGGAUGGAGUGCUGUCCGCACAGCCCGGUGGUGGUGGUGGUGGUGCUCCUCUUGAUGGGCAGCAGCAGGCUCUGACCUGCCUCAUCCCAGAGAAGGAUCUGACGGUGUUUGAGAAGCUGGGGGACGGCUCGUUUGGUGUUGUGAAGAGAGGAGAGUGGCUGACGCCUGCAGGGAAGGUGCUGAACGUAGCUGUGAAGUGUCUGAAGACAGAUGUGCUCAGUCAGCCCGACGCUCUGGAGGACUUCAUCUGUGAGGUCAACGCCAUGCACUCCCUGGACCACCAGAACCUCAUUCGCCUCUACGGUGUGGUGCUCACACACCCAAUGAAGAUGGUGACUGAGCUGGCUCCCUUGGGUUCUCUGCUGGAGCGUCUACGAUGUGUCCGUCCACAGGGCCCCGUGUUGAUCCACACUCUGUGUCAGUAUGCAGUGCAAGUGGCCUGUGGCAUGGCCUAUCUGGAGCAGAGGAGGUUCAUCCACAGGGACCUGGCAGCCAGGAACAUCCUGCUGGCCUCAGCUCACAGAGUGAAGAUCGGUGACUUUGGCCUGAUGAGGGCGCUGCCUAACAACGACGAGCACUAUGUCAUGCAGGAGCAUCGGAAGGUCCCCUUUGCAUGGUGUGCCCCAGAGAGUCUGAAGACCAGAACGUUCUCCCAUGCUACAGACACAUGGAUGUUUGGAGUCACUCUCUGGGAGAUGUUCACACACGGCCAGGAGCCAUGGCUGGGCCUUAAUGGUAGCCAGAUCCUGCAUAAGAUUGAUAAAGAAGGUGAACGCCUCCCGAAGCCUGAAGACUGUCCGCAGGAUAUCUAUAAUGUCAUGCUGCAGUGUUGGGCUCAGAAACCUGAUGACAGACCUACAUUUGUCGCCCUGCGGGAGUUCCUGCUUGAGACCAUGCCCACAGACAUGUGUGCUCUGCAGGACUUUAACGAGCCUGACAAACUCCACAUCCAGCUUGAAGAUGUCAUCACCAUCAUCGAAGGGAGGGCAGAGAAUUACUGGUGGCGAGGUCAAAACAAGCGGACCCUCAAGGUCGGACAGUUCCCCAGAAACGUGGUGACAUCAGUCGCCGGUUUGUCAGCUCAUGAUAUUAGCCGGCCACUCAAGAACAGCUUCAUCCACACAGGACACGGAGACUCCAACCCUCAUCGCUGUUGGGGCUUCCCUGACAGGAUUGAUGAUUUGUACCUCGGGAAUCCCUUGGAUCCUCCUGAUGUCCUCAGUGUAGACCUCAGUAGUGCUCGGCCCACACACCUACCAGGACGAGUAAGAAAGGAGCCUCCUCCCCGCCCUCCUCAGCCAGCAGUGUUAAUCAAGAAGCCUUGCUAUGAUCCAGUGAAUAAUGAUGAGGAGAUUACUUCAGCAGGACUAAAGAGAUUAUCACUUCGGAAAACAGGUUCCCUCAAAGGCUUAAAACUUAAACCCGCUGCGUGGGUCUCUGCUUCUAAACAGGGGAGUGGCCGGAUGUCAGGCUCAGGCCACAACCCCAACAGUGAAGUGUCCCUCAUUGACUUUGGGGAGGAGUUCCCCGCACCCACACCCUCCCCAUCCCCUGUGGUUGAAAUUCAAAUUCCUUCACUGGCAAAGCUAGCUCUGAAAGCCGAGAACAUCCUGGACCGGACACCACCUCAGAGUCCGUGUAGAUCGUUGCCCCGCCCCCUUCACCCUACGCCAGUAGUGGACUGGGAUGCCCGGCCAUUACCCCCACCCCCGGCCUAUGAUGAUGUAGCCCAAGACGAAGACGAUAUGGAGGUGAGCUCCAUCAACAGCUCGGAGCAGCAGCAUGAAGAGGAGCAGAGUGAUGUCCAUUAUCCAGAUGAAGCUCCUCCCUCUGGACAGAAGGUGGAGGGUGAGACUCUUGUCUCCAGGGGUCCAGACAGACCAGACCUGGAGGACAACCUCUUUCUCCCCAGCAGGCAGAGCCAGGGCCUGUCCACCUCCUUCUCCCAGUCAGCAGAGAUUUUCCAAGAACUCCAGCAAGAAUGCAUGAGAAGGCUCAAUGUACCGACUGGAAGCGCUGCCCAGUCGAGCGCACCAUCACAGAUCUCAGCCUUGUGUCCCCAGACUGUCGUAUCCCAUGAUGGACACCAGCAGAGUGUCCUCUCCUCCAAUGAAGACAAACCCCAGAUUCCCCCCCGGGUCCCCAUACCCCCUCGUCCCAUAAAAAGGGGUGACUACACAUCUGCUCGCUGGUCAAGGGAUCUCUCACUGUCACCCACACCAGCUGACACCACAGAAGACGUUUCAGGCCCAGGCCAGGACCGACCACCUCAGAUCCCUCCUAGGGAUCCUUUGUCCCAGCCGAGCUCCAGGACUCCCAGCCCUAUGGGUCUGGUAGUGGGUUCUCCCCAACAAAGAGUCUACUCUGUCAGCCCCACUACUAUGCAGGCUCCGCUUACCUCCUGCCCCACACAUACCUACGGCUCCUACCUCUCCACCUCUCCAGGUAAACUCAUGCCUACCACACACAGCUUUGCCUCAGAUCCUAAAUAUGCUGCACCCAAAGUGAUCCAGGCACAUGGGAAGGACGCCGCCAACAAGGGCCCCUGUAUUCUUCCCAUCGUUCGUGAUGGACGUAAAGUCAGUAACACCCACUAUUACCUUCUACCAGAGAGGCCCCCAUACCUCGACCGUUACGACCGCUUCUUCAAGGAGGCAGAGAGCCUACCUUCUAGCGGUGUGGAGGAAAGACAUGUGCGGCAAGCUAACACCGCCACCGUCAGACCCAUGGUGGUCAGCAGUCAGACUCUCCAGGGUCACGCCCAAGGACAGGGGCUGGUCCAGCCAGGCGAGCUGAAGGCUAAUUUCUCCUCCAACAACAACAGCAGCCUGGGUGGGCCGCGGUCAGGGAUGAAGACAUCAGUUAGUCUGCCUCGUGUUUGUUCAGACGGGCUGACAGCACCAGUGGUCACUGUUUCCUGCACCAGGACAGACGGUGGAGGGAACUCAGCUGACAGGGUGAAAAUGGUGCAGGAGGCAGUUCAUGGUGUGACAAUAGAGCAGUGCCAAGCCGCCCUCCAGAACCACAACUGGAACGUCCAGAAAGCUGUGCAUUAUCUGAAGGUGGAGCAGCUGUUCUGUUUGGGUCUGAAGAGCAGGUCCGAGUGUCUAAAGCUGCUGGAAAUGUGCGACUGGAACCUGGAGGUGGCCAGCACACAGAUGUUAGAUAACUAUGGAUCCACAACAAGACAGAGACGGUGACAGGAAUCUCAAGCUGCUGAGAUCUGAUUGGAACUUUCUCAUUCUCAGUAAAACAUCAUUAGAGGAGGUGAAUCUGCCCCUGACCCUUCACGUUUAUGCUUCCAGUCAGAACACUGUAAUUUGACUCUGGAAGAAUCAAGCACAUUUUCACUGAACUGGCACAAAAUACCAAACUUCAUCAUUUCAUUGUACAUACUUAGCAUGGACAAAGGAAUUUUGCUUGUGGGGAAAGAUUUUGGGUCAUAUCUUGACUUUGGUCUGAAAGUUACGUGAUUGUUGUAUGUAUUAGGAAAUUGGAAAUUGUAGACAUCUACCAUGUUUUUAAAGUCAAGGCAAAAAUGACACUGUGCUUUUAAUUUGGUGAGCCUGAAAUUUGUCAUUCUAACAGAUCUGCACAGUGUCACAGAUCCUACUUGCUACAAUACUCAGUCGGAUCCACUUAUUGGUAUCCUCACUGCCACAAUUACACUAUUGACCAACUACAGAGAUACUUUAAUCUUUUCUUUUGAUAUCGGCAUUAAAAAGACAGUUUGAAAGUGACAAGGCCAAAAUAAGUUAACUAGCACAAUAUACACAGUAGCACUUCCUGAAAAGGUUUCUACUUGCUACGAGGUCAUUGUAUUUUGUCAGAAAUAUGCCAAGAACUAGUUCGGACUCCUAUUUAGUGAAUUUACCGUAUUUCGGAAUUUAUAGUAAUAAUAAUAAUAAUAAUAUUAGUAAUAAUAGUGUACAGUGAAUGUGCAGAUUUUUCAUUAAAGGUCAACCUCCUGUAUUGGCGACUGUAGUGCCACUUAGAUGAAAUUGUUUUGAAGACCAAUUUUUAAAAAUAAAUAUCAUAUUGUACCUCUACCAGAAAAGCACAACAAAGCUAAUAUUUAACUGGCUGUCCAGGUCAUGUUGUACAGGGAAUCAUUUGGCCUGUCUGAAGAGAGGUGGGGAUAUGAUGAUGCUGCUGUGGAGACGAGGAAACGUGCAGAAAAUAAUACUUGAGGCAGUGACGCAGUGCUGCGCUCUCUGUGCAGAGAGUCGAAGGUCAAACCAGUGUACAGAAUUCAUGGAACGAGAACGAGAAGCAGUUUGUCCAAGAUUCACUUCUUAUGAAGACCUACAGAACUGUCUAAUUUAUAUCUAAAUGGUAUAUAAUUCUCUUUAAAAAUCUAAUUUAUAGAGAGACAUUUAUGUCUUUGUGAACAAAAUAUUGUAUUAUUUUAAUAUAUUUUGAACACAAUGCUCAGAGACAAAAAUAGACUGUUAUGUCCAUUACUGGGCAGGCCAUUUAUUAAAUUAUUUUAAUGCGUCACUCCUUAUGUUUAAUCACCAAUUUAUGACUAUUGGCACAUGUGGCCCAAGAACAAAUGGGCUACCAGUGAGUAGAAACUUUCUUUCUCCACCCCUGAUGUAGUCUUUCCUUAUUCCUUCCUUUAAAGCACUUUGCCCGCACAGAACUCCUGUGCAUCAGCUGAAAACUCCUGCCAGCUUGGUAUUUUCUGUAUACGCACAGGCUACGUUGGCAGCUAAUAUCAGCAACGUUGUGAAAUUUGCCCCAAGGCUUACAUCCUGUUCCAUCAUCAUCACUUAAAACGACGACUGUGAUAUUUUGGUCAGCAGCUUUAGGGGCAAUCAUUUAAGACCGGAAAGACAUGUCAGCUCUCUGUGAACUCAUUCACUGCUGGAUGGGACGAUACAUCUUCUGCCUGGGUAUUGUCACAGUAGAGCCCUCAAAAAAGGAAUAGUUCAAAACUUAGUAAAAAACUUUUGGGACUGUGUAAAAGUUGGGACUUUUGUUCUUCGGGUUUAUUCUGGAUGUGAGAACUCCACUAAAAAGAAGGAAGUAAAUGGCAUUUCACAUGCUUUGACUUCUAAAAUCUACUUUUAUGUGAUCAACCAGAUGUCGACUUGUUCCCAACAGUGCUUCUCUCUAUAGAAAAAAUAACCAACUGGUACCCAUCUAUUUAAAUUAUAAUAUAAAUGUGUAUGUCCACAUGUAGAUACUGGCGUUGCUCCAAACCAAACAGCCCCUCCAUAUGUCCACAAACACCCCAGAAUGUAACAGGUCUGAGUGCAAUCUGUUUGGACAGAAACUUCAAAUGGCUGAAAAAAGCGAACAUGGAGCCACAACAAGCCUGCUAUCUGCAUGGACACAUUAA